This is a messenger RNA of Nematostella vectensis (starlet sea anemone), 1742 nucleotides long. Its product is annotated as sorting nexin-7-like. Bases 48 to 1445 code for a protein of 465 amino acids. Gene Ontology annotation, molecular function: phosphatidylinositol binding. NCBI's taxonomy places the organism in Eukaryota, Metazoa, Cnidaria, Anthozoa, Actiniaria, Edwardsiidae. The transcript is spliced from 11 exons. The record is from RefSeq and is a predicted model, not a curated record.
UCGUAAAAUACCGAAUAAGAAUCGAUGUUGUUGUUUGGCCAUUCAAAAUGGCGGAUUCAGAGGAGUUUUCGACCUCUCUUCAAGAUGACCAAGAAGACACAGCUUCUGCUACCAAUGGCCACAUCUCCAAGGAUAUACCACAUCAUCCAUCAAACUCCUAUGAAAAUGGUGAGGAACCCUCAGUAGAUCUGGACGAUAGUUCUGCUGCUGCUAUCAUGUCUUCACUAAAGAUGGAUGAUUCAUCUUUAAAAAUGAGUGAUACACAUGUCAAGGACUUGUUCAUCAGGGUUGAUGACCCAGAAAAACAUGUUGGUGGCUAUGUCAGUUACAAUGUUAUAACAAAGACAACCAGAAAUCAGUUUGACCACCCAGAAUACAGUGUAAGACGAAGGUACCAAGACUUCUUAUGGCUAAGACAACGAAUGCAAGAGAGCUACCCUACACAUAUCAUUCCUCCUCUACCAGAGAAGCAUUCAUUUACCAAGCAUUUUGACCGCUUUUCACCGGAAUUCCUCAAAGCAAGAGAGUUGGCUCUUAACAAGUUCAUGACAAGAAUAGCAGACCACCCUGUGAUGUCCUUUAAUGAUCAUCUCCAUGUCUUCCUCACCGCAAAGUCCUGGGAAUUGACUUCUGUCAAGAAACAAGGUCCAGGCCUCAUGAGCAGAAUGAGUGACUCCAUGAGAAACAUGGCCUCUUCCUGGAUGCUCAAGUCACGGGACCCUGAAUUCCAGGAAAUGACAGAGUACACCAAGACAUUCAGAGAAAAAAUGAUUGCCAUGGAAACAAUAUCUGAUAAGAUUGCAAAGGACAGGUUUGACCUCCUGGAACACUAUUUAGAGUUCAUUCCAAUCUUCAGACUGUGGGCAAACUCAGAAACCAAACUUGCAUCUCCUCUUAAUGCCAUGGCUGAUGCUCUAGAGACGAAUGUUGCUGCCUUAAAGAAACUGCUCAAGGCACAAGACCCUAUGUUCAUGGAGCCUUUGCGGGAGUAUGUUCUCUACACAGAUUCCAUUAGGAAUGCGAUGAAGAGCAGAGACACUGUGCAGAUGGAGUAUGAAGUUACACUAGAAGAGCUUGCCAGAAAACGCACAGAGAAGGAAGAGCUGGACAAGCCAGGAGGCGGAGGGGGAGGGCGAUUUGGAUUUUUUAGUAAAGACAACGAGCAGACCCGUCAAGACAAGAAAGAAAAGCUUGAAACGAGUAUAGUGGAGCUAGGAAAACUAGCAGAAACUGGGAAUGAUAAAAUGGAAUGUGCAAAUGUUGACUUAAAGGCCGACUUGGAGCGCUGGCACAAACAUAAACGGGAAGAUUUCCGCGAUCUGUUCAUGGACUAUGCAGACAGACACACAGCAUAUUACCAAGAGUGCUUGACCGCUUGGCAAAGCGUUCUCGAGCAGAUAGCGGGAAGUAAAGAUCUCGAGGAACAAGAAGAAAUUCAAGAAUAAUGGUAUCAGAUACUCAUCAAAGUUUUAAAAUAAGAAACUAUUGAACGCUAGGGGCAAACACACCUCACUUAUCUACAAAGAUUUAAUGAGUUUUAGUUCUUCAUUUCUAGUAUUAUUCGUUACUUUGCAGAUAUCGUACAUAACGAUUGCUAGUUUAAUGCAUGUAAAUGCGUUAUGAUUAGUAUAUAGUGGUAUGUGACCUACUAUUUUUUGCAAGCUUCAUUUACCAUACAUUCAAUUUCAUGAGCUAGAGAACGCUGAAAACGCUCUGACACAACACGAGACCUUAAACCAAAA